UGUUCCAGCUGCCCCAGCAGAAAUCAGCAUUAGGUCACUGUUUGGGCAGAUGGUGCAGAGCCCAUGCCACCAUCAGGACUUUCUAAAGGACAACCUGAAAUCACUGUCCUGCACAUGGGAUGACGUGGAGGACCCGCCUGCUGCCUAAGUGUCCAUUUCUUACCUCCACCUUAUCCCCUGUCCUCACACCAACCACUUGGAGAGGAAAAGACUCAUGUUCUCAUAAUCAUUUGCUCUUUGGAUCUUUUCUCAACUGGAUAGACGGAGGCUUUUGUUUUCUGCAGGAAAAGGUUCCUAAUGUGAGAGAGUAGACCCGGAUCAUGGAGGUGCUUCAGUGUGAUGGCUGUGAUUUCAGAGCCCCAUCUUAUGAAGAUCUCAAGGCACACAUUCAGGAUGUCCACACAGCAUUUCUGCAGCCAACUGAUGUUGCUGAGGACAAUGAUGAUGAGCCACGAUCCGGGUCCAUGAAUGCCAGUAAUCAGACGGAGGUGGAGUUUUCUUCUAUAAAGGAUGAGUUUGCGAUUGCCGAGGAUUUAUCAGGUCAAAAUGCAACUGCAUUGGGGACCGGAAGUUACUAUGGCCACAGUCCAGGAUAUUAUGGUCAGCAUAUUGCCCCUAAUCCCAAACCAACAAACAAGUUUUUUCAAUGCAAGUUCUGCGUACGCUACUUCAGGUCAAAAACCCUCCUCAUAGAACACACUAGGAAGGUCCAUGGGGCUCAAGCUGAAGGGAGUUCAGCAGGACCUCCAGUCCCAGGAUCCUUAAAUUAUAAUAUCAUGAUGCACGAGGGAUUUGGAAAGGUCUUCUCUUGCCAGUUUUGCACAUAUAAGUCACCAAGGAGRGCAAGAAUAAUUAAGCAUCAGAAGAUGUACCACAAAAACAACCUGAAGGAGAGCACAGCUCCUCCACCUGCUCCCGUCCCCUUGCCAGACCCCGUGGUUCCUCCUGUGUCCCUGCAGGACCCCUGCAAGGAACUGCCAGCAGAGGUUGUGGAGCGUAGCAUCUUAGAAUCCAUGGUGAAGCCUUUGACCAAGUCUCGAGGCAACUUCUGUUGUGAGUGGUGCAGCUACCAGACACCUCGCCGAGAACGCUGGUGUGACCACAUGAUGAAGAAGCACCGCAGCAUGGUCAAGAUCCUUUCCAGCCUCCGACAGCAACAAGAAGGGACUAAUCUUCCUGAAGUGCAGAACAAGAAUGCCCCCAGUCCCCCAUCCAACUCCACUUAUCUGUCCAUGAAUGCUGCAAGCCGGGAGAUACCCAACACCAACGUCUCCAACUAUAGGGGCUCCAUCGGCAACUCCAUCAUGAGACCUAAUUCUUCAGCUUCCAAGUAUUCGCCCAUGUCUUACCCUCAGAUGAAGCCGAAGUCACCUCAUAAUUCUGGCCUUGUUAACUUGGCAGAGAGAUCCCGUUAUGGAAUGACUGACAUGACCAAUUCUUCUGCUGACCUGGAAACUAACAGCAUGCUAAAUGACUCUAGUUCUGAUGAAGAGUUAAAUGAAAUAGACAGUGAGAAUGGCUUAAAUGCCAUGGAUCACCAGGCAUCAGGCCUGUCUGCAGAGCAGCUGAUGGGCUCCGAUGGCAACAAAUUAUUGGAGACCAAGGGGAUUCCGUUUAGAAGAUUCAUGAAUAGGUUCCAGUGCCCCUUUUGUCCUUUCCUUACCAUGCAUCGACGUAGCAUCUCCCGUCACAUAGAAAACAUCCACUUAUCGGGAAAGACAGCUGUCUACAAAUGUGACGAAUGUCCGUUUACUUGCAAGAGCUCCUUAAAACUUGGGGCUCAUAAACAGUGUCACACGGGUACUGUGUCAGAUUGGGACGCUAUGAACUCCCAGAGCGAAAGCAUUUCCUCCUCGCUGAAUGAAGGCGUGGUGUCCUAUGAGAGCCCCAGCAUCAAUGGUAGGAAGUCGGGAGCCAUGUUGGAUCCCUUGCAGCAGCAACAGCCCCCCCAGCCACCACCGCCACCCCCACCGCCACCACCACCGUCACAGCCACUCCAGCAGCCACAGCCACCGCAGCUCCAGCCGCCACAUCAGGUGCCACCCCAGCCACAGCCGCCACCCACGCAGCCGCCACCACCUCCCACACAGGCCCCGCCCCUGCACCCCUACAAAUGCACCAUGUGCAAUUACUCCACCACCACCCUGAAAGGGCUAAGAGUCCAUCAGCAGCACAAACACUCGUUCUGUGACAACUUGCCAAAAUUUGAGGGGCAACCCUCAAGCCUACCACUGGAAAACGAGACCGACAGCCACCCCUCUUCCAGCAGCACUGUGAAGAAAAGUCAGACCUCAAUUCUUGGGUUGUCCUCCAAGAACAAUUUUGUAGCUAAGGCCUCUAGGAAGCUCGCUAAUGACUUUCCUCUCGAUUUAUCGCCCGUGAAGAAGAGAACUAGGAUCGACGAGAUAGCAAGCAACCUGCAGAGCAAGAUUAACCAAACCAAACAGCAGGAAGAUGCCGUGAUCAAUGUGGAGGACGACGAGGAGGAAGAGGAAGACAAUGAAGUGGAGAUAGAGGUGGAGCUGGACAGGGAAGAGGAGCCCACAGAACCGCUCMUGGAGGUUCCCACUUCCUUUUCAGCCCAGCAGAUUUGGGCCCGAGAUGCCAGUGAGCCCCAGAAGGAGCCCAGUUUCCGCAGCAUCACCCACGACUAUAACGCUACCAACGGGGCUGAGAUUGAGCUCACCCUUUCCGAGGAUGAAGAGGAUUAUUACGGUUCCUCAACAAACAUGAAAGAUCAUCAGGUUUCCAAUGCAGCUCUGCUGAACACCCAAACUCCUAUCUAUGGAACUGAGCACAACAAUGAAAAUACAGACUUUGGUGACUCGGGAAGACUUUACUAUUGCAAACACUGUGACUUUAACAACAAAUCGGCCCGGAGUGUUAGCACCCACUACCAACGAAUGCACCCCUAUAUUAAAUUCAGCUUUAGGUACAUCUUGGACCCUAAUGAUCACAGUGCAGUAUACAGGUGCCUGGAGUGCUAUAUCGAUUACACCAACUUCGAAGAUCUCCAGCAGCAUUAUGGUGAGCACCACCCAGAAGCCAUGAAUGUACUCAACUUUGACCAUUCGGAUCUGAUCUACCGGUGUCGGUUUUGUUCUUACACGAGCCCCAAUGUUAGAAGCCUGAUGCCCCAUUACCAAAGAAUGCAUCCCACCGUGAAGAUCAACAAUGCGAUGAUCUUCUCCAGCUAUGUCGUGGAACAGCAGGAAGGUCUGAAUACCGAAUCCCAGACCCUGAGGGAGAUUCUGAACUCGGCUCCCAAGAACCUGGCGACGUCCACUCCUGUGGCUCGUGGUGGUGGUAUGCCUGCUGCGUUUGGUAAGAAUACUCCUUCGAAGACGUUUACUCCAGAAUGUGAAAAUCAGAAGGACCCUUCGGUCAACACCGUGGUYGUUUACGAUUGUGACGUUUGCUCAUUCGCAAGCCCCAACAUGCAUUCUGUCUUGGUCCAUUAUCAGAAGAAACACCCUGAAGAAAAGGCUUCCUACUUUAGGAUCCAGAAAACCAUGCGCAUGGUGUCUGUGGACAGGGGCUCUGCCCUUGCUCAGUUGUCAUUUGAGGUGGGUGCUCCAAUGUCUCCCAAAAUGUCCAACAUGGGUUCCCCACCCCCCCCACCACCCCCGCCACCAGACCUCGGUACUGAGCUUUACUACUGCAAACACUGUUCCUACAGCAAUCGGUCAGUUGUGGGAGUGCUUGUUCACUACCAGAAAAGACACCCAGAAAUAAAGGUUACUGCCAAAUAUAUCAGGCAGGCUCCUCCCACAGCUGCAAUGAUGAGAGGGGCCGAAGGGCCCCAAGGCUCCCCUCGGCCUCCUGCCCCCAUGCAACCGCUGAACCGAAGCAGCUCUGAGAGAGAUGGCCCUCCUGUGGAGAAUGAGAUGUUCUUUUGCCAGCACUGUGAUUAUGGGAACCGGACGGUCAAAGGUGUACUCAUUCAUUAUCAGAAGAAGCACCGAGACUUCAAGGCCAAUGCAGAUGUGAUCCGGCAGCACACGGCCACCAUCCGAAGCCUCUGUGACCGAAACCAGAAGAAACCUGCUAGCUGUAUGCUUCUCCCCUCCUCUGGCAUGGAGCGGGACAAAACUAAACUCCGAGCGCUCAAAUGUAGGCAGUGCUCAUAUACCUCGCCCUACUUCUAUGCACUGAGGAAGCAUAUCAAGAAAGACCACCCUGCCCUGAAGGCCACAGUCACGUCCAUCAUGCGAUGGGCGUUUCUGGAUGGCUUGAUAGAAGCUGGCUACCACUGUGAGUGGUGUAUCUAUUCCCACACAGAGCCCAAUGGUUUGCUCCUGCAUUACCAAAGGAGGCAUCCAGAGCACUAUGUGGAUUAUACUUACAUGGCUACCAAACUCUGGGCAGGGCCAGAUCCAUCCCCAUCCUCUCUCACCAUGCCAGCUGAAGCCAAAACAUACAGAUGCAGGGACUGUGUUUUUGAAGCCAUCUCCAUCUGGGACAUCACCAAUCAUUACCAAGCAUUCCACCCCUGGGCCAUGAAUGGCGAUGAGUCGGUACUCCUAGAUAUCAUCAAGGAGAAAGACACCGUGGAGAAGCCCAUCCUUGGGCCCGAAGAGCUGGCAGGUCCUGUGAAUUGUGAAAACAGCAUGCCCACCCCGCUCCCCGAGCAGGAAGCCGAAUGCCCAGAGGAUGCAAGACUUUCCCCAGAGAAAAGCAUGCAUCUUGCUUCAGCCAACCCCGCCAUCUCCUCCACCCCCUACCAGUGCACGGUGUGCCAGUCAGAGUAUAACAACUUGCACGGCCUCCUCACCCAUUAUGGGAAGAAGCACCCCGGCAUGAAGGUGAAGGCUGCUGACUUCGCCCAGGACAUCGACAUCAACCCAGGUGCCGUCUACAAAUGCAGGCAUUGUCCCUACAUCAACACUCGCAUCCACGGUGUCCUGACUCACUACCAGAAGAGACACCCGGCCAUCAAGGUGACCGCGGAGGACUUUGUGCACGACGUGGAGCAGUCUGCGGACAUAACCCAGAACGACAUGGAGGAGACGAGYAGGAUUUUCAAGCAAGGGUACGGUGCCUACCGGUGCAAACUCUGUCCAUACACGCACGGCACUUUGGAGAAACUCAAAAUCCAUUACGAGAAGUACCACAACCAGCCCGAAUUCGAUGUCUUUUCCCCAUCCCCCCCGAAGCUGCCAGUCUCCCUCGAGCCUGAGAUAACCACUGAAGUGAGCCCCUCCCAAGUCUCCCUCACCGAGGAGGAGGUGGGAGAGGAGCCCGUGUCCACAUCUCACUUCUCUACCUCGCACCUGGUCUCCCACACUGUGUUCCGGUGCCAGCUCUGCAAGUACUUCUGCUCGACGAGGAAGGGGAUCGCCAGGCACUACCGCAUCAAGCACAACAACGUCCGCGCCCAGCCGGAGGGCAAGAACAACCUCUUCAAGUGUGCCCUGUGUGCCUACACCAACCCCAUCCGCAAAGGGCUGGCGGCCCAUUACCAGAAGCGCCACGACAUCGAUGCGUAUUACACCCACUGCCUGGCAGCCUCCCGGACCAUCAGCGACAAGCCCAACAAGGUGAUCAUCCCGUCCCCGCCCAAGGACGACUCCCCUCAGCUGAGCGAGGAACUCCGGAGGGCAGUGGAGAAGAAAAAGUGUUCCUUGUGCUCCUUCCAGUCGUUCAGCAAGAAGGGCAUCGUGUCCCAUUACAUGAAGCGCCACCCGGGGGUGUUCCCAAAGAAGCAGCACGCCAGCAAGUUGGGGGGCUACUUCACUGCCGUCUACGCGGAUGAACACGAGAAGCCCACGGUGAUGGAAGAGGAGGAGAGAGGCAGCUUUGAGAAAGCCGAGGUGGAGGGCGAARCCCAGGAGAUCGAGUGGCUCCCGUUCCGCUGCAUCAAGUGCUUCAAGCUGUCCUUCAGCACCGCGGAGCUGCUGUGCAUGCAUUACACUGACCACCACAGCCGGGACCUGAAGAGGGACUUCGUCAUCCUAGGCAACGGCCCCCGCUUGCAGAGCUCCACCUACCAGUGCAAGCACUGUGAUAGCAAGUUGCAAAGCACAGCCGAGCUGACCUCACACUUGAACAUUCACAACGAGGAAUUCCAGAAGCGUGCCAAACGUCAGGAGAGGAGGAAACAGCUUUUGAGCAAGCAGAAAUAUGCAGAUGGUGCUUUUGCAGAUUUCAAACAAGAGAGGCCUUUUGGCCACUUAGAAGAGGUGCCAAAGAUCAAGGAGAGGAAAGUGGUGGGCUACAAAUGUAAAUUCUGUGUGGAAGUGCACCCAACGCUCCGAGCCAUCUGCAAUCACCUGCGGAAGCACGUCCAGUAUGGCAAUGUCCCGGCCGUGUCCGCCGCCGUGAAGGGGCUGCGUUCUCAUGAGAGGAGCCACCUGGCCCUGGCCAUGUUUACCCGCGAGGACAAGUACAGCUGCCAGUAUUGCUCCUUUGUCUCUGCCUUCAGGCACAAUUUGGAUCGCCAUAUGCAAACCCACCAUGGACACCAUAAACCAUUCCGAUGCAAACUCUGCUCCUUCAAGUCCUCGUAUAACAGCCGGCUGAAAACACACAUACUCAAAGCUCAUGCUGGUGAACAUGCCUACAAGUGCUCUUGGUGCUCAUUUUCCACCAUGACAAUCAGCCAGUUGAAGGAACACUCCCUCAAGGUCCACGGAAAAGCCCUGACCCUCCCACGGCCACGGAUUGUCAGUCUUCUCUCCUCACAUGCCCACCACUCCUCYCAAAAGACGACCCCCACUGAAGAGGUGGAAGACUCCAACGACUCCUCGUACUCAGAGCCCCCAGACGUUCAGCAGCAGUUGAACCACUAUCAGUCAGCCGCCCUGGCGAGGAACAACAGCCGUGUUAGCCCUGUGCCUCUCUCCGGGGCCUCGGCUGGCACCGAGCAGAAAACCGAAGCUGUUCUUCACUGCGAAUUCUGUGAAUUCUCUUCUGGCUACAUCCAGAGUAUCAGGCGCCAUUACCGGGACAAGCAUGGUGGAAAGAAGCUUUUCAAGUGCAAAGACUGCUCCUUUUACACAGGCUUUAAAUCUGCUUUUACUAUGCACGUGGAAGCUGGGCAUUCGGCGGUGCCUGAGGAGGGCCCCAAAGAUCUGCGCUGUCCCCUCUGCCUCUAUCACACCAAAUACAAACGCAACAUGAUCGACCACAUCGUGCUCCACCGAGAAGAGCGGGUUGUCCCCAUUGAAGUGUGCCGUUCCAAGCUGUCCAGGUACUUGCAGGGAGUGGUUUUCCGCUGUGAUAAGUGCACCUUCACGUGCUCCAGYGACGAGAGCCUCCAGCAGCACAUAGAAAAGCACAACGAACUGAAGCCCUACAAGUGCCAGCUCUGCUACUAUGAGACCAAGCACACGGAGGAGCUGGACAGUCAYCUUCGGGAUGAGCAUAAGGUAAGCCGUAACUUUGAGCUGGUUGGACGGGUUAACUUGGAUCAGCUGGAACAGAUGAAGGAAAAAAUGGAGAGCUCCAGCAGUGAUGAUGAGGACAAGGAAGAGGAGAUGAACAGCAAGGCUGAAGACCGAGAGCUGAUGAGAUUUGGUGACUGUGGGACUCCGAUGAACACUGAGAAGCGUUUUCCAUGUGAAUUCUGUGGACGGGCAUUUUCACAGGGCUCCGAGUGGGAGAGACACGUGCUGAGACACGGCAUGGCAUUGAAUGACACCAAGCAAGUGAGCAGAGAAGACAUCCUCCCGAAGGAGAUAGUGGAGGACAGUGUCAAGAUGCCCUCCAUAGAGGAAAAGGAAGAUGACGACGAGCCAGUUGGAAUAGACUUUUCCCUAAAGAGUGAAACAGUAGCCAUCUGUGUAGUAGCUGCCGACAAAUCUCUCCUAGAGAAUGCAGAGGCCAAAAACGAAUAAGAGUUUGGUGAAAUUCUUAAUCAAACCUUACUUGAACCGUGAUGAAAAAGUGGGAGGGCCGGCGUGGGCUUGAGAAGGGGGGGGGACAGACAAACGAGAAGACAGAACAAAGCUGCUUUUUAGGACUGAACAAUCUAUUUUCAAAGCACUGGUACCUGUGUGAGUGAGUAUGUAAAUUAAAGUUAUUUAAAUGGUUGGAAUAUGUGGCUCCUUUUCCAUCACUCCAUCUUUUUCUUCGAGAUCUUCACCAUGGAAGUUUUAUUCAUGGCGGAUAUGGAAGCACCUUCGUGGGCACGGUGCGCUCCAUGGCGGUCUUGGACAGUGUGUGCAAACAAGCUCCGGAGACAGUACAAGACUUCUCAUAGGGAACAACUUUUUGACGCACAACUUUCGGUGCGUUUUUCUAGUUUUAAUACCUUAAGCUUUUUCAAGACCUAACUGCAGCCGCUUUGGGAAAAAAAAAUAAUAAUAAUAAUAAAACAACAAAAAACAAAAACACAAAACAAAAAAAAA
This is a messenger RNA of Urocitellus parryii (Arctic ground squirrel), 8351 nucleotides long. It is a transcript of the gene Znf462, whose product is annotated as zinc finger protein 462. Gene Ontology annotation, biological process: positive regulation of transcription by RNA polymerase II. Gene Ontology annotation, cellular component: nucleus. The record is from RefSeq and is a predicted model, not a curated record. NCBI's taxonomy places the organism in Eukaryota, Metazoa, Chordata, Mammalia, Rodentia, Sciuridae.